AUGGCAGGAAUCAUCAACAAGAUCGGAGAUGCACUCCACAUUGGAGGAGGCAACAAGGAAGACGAGCACAAGAAGGUGGAACACAAGAAACACGCCGAUGAGCACAAGAGCGGAGAGCACAAAGAAGGUAUCGUCGAUAAGAUCAAAGACAAGAUCCACGGUGGAGAAGGCAACAGCCACGAUGGUGAAGGCCACAAACACAACGGUGAGAAGAAAAAGAAGAAGGAGAAGAAGGAGAAGAAACACCAUGGGGAUGGUCACCACAACAGCAGCAGUGACAGCGAUAGCGAUUAA
Messenger RNA from Microthlaspi erraticum, 294 nucleotides. The record is from the annotation of a GenBank genome assembly. Lineage: Eukaryota; Viridiplantae; Streptophyta; Magnoliopsida; Brassicales; Brassicaceae.